GCCCGGGGGCGGGCGGGCGGCAGCACGGCGGCCCCAGCCAGAGCCCGAGCCGGAGCCGCGGCGGCCGCGGAGCACGGGCGCCGGCGCAGUAGGAUGAGGCAGCCAGCGGAUCCAGGAGCCUAAGCCCUCACGAAGCCGGCAAUGACAAGUCUGAAUGGUCGCCAUGCCGAGAAAACCAUUGACAUGCCAAAACCAUCAGCCCCCAAAGUGCACGUGCAGAGGUCCGUGUCCCGAGAUACCAUCGCCAUUCAUUUCUCGGCAUCUGGGGAGGAGGAGGAGGAAGAGGAGGAGGAGUUCAGGGGGUACCUGGAGGAGGGGCUAGAUGACCAAAGCAUUGUAACGGGGCUUGAAGCCAAGGAGGACCUGUAUCUUGAAACCCAGGGUGGCCAUGACCCUGCGGGCCCUGCUGCCGCCACCAUCCUGGCAGAUGGACUGUCUGUAUCCGAGACCCCUGCCAUUUUGCCCGUCUCCGAGAACACUGUAAAGCUGCUAGAGUCCCCGGCUCCAGCAGUACAAGUAUUAAGUACAGUGCCACCGGCUCUGUCCCCAGGGUCCUCUUCAUCCGGGCCCUUAGCUAGCUCUCCCAGUGGGUCAUCCCUUUCUGAACAGAAAACCAGUUCUUCGUCCCCGUUGUCGUCCCCUUCCAAGUCUCCCAUCCUUUCAUCCAGUGCCUCGUCCUCCGCCCUUUCCAGUGCGAAGCCCUUCAUGAGCCUGGUGAAGUCCCUGUCAACCGAGGUGGAGCCAAAAGAAUCCCCCCACCCCCCACGGCACAGGCACUUGAUGAAGACUCUGGUCAAGUCCCUGUCCACAGACACUUCUCGCCAGGAGUCGGAUGCCGUGUCCUAUAAGGCCCCUGACUCCAAACUCAAUCUGCACCUGUUCAAACAGUUCACACAGCCACGGAACACGGGUGGAGACUCCAAGACUGCGCCUUCUUCCCCGCUGACUUCUCCCUCUGACACUCGCUCCUUUUUUAAAGUGCCCGAAAUGGAGGCGAAAAUCGAAGACACUAAACGCCGCCUUUCCGAAGUCAUCUAUGAGCCCUUCCAGCUCCUCAGCAAAAUCAUCGGGGAGGAAAGUGGCAGCCACAGGCCCAAAGCCUUAUCUUCAAGUGCUUCAGAACUCUCCAAUCUGUCCAGCUUGAAUGGGCACUUGGAAAGCAAUAACUACAGCAUCAAGGAGGAGGAGUGUGACUCCGAGGGGGAAGGCUACGGCAGUGACUCCAACACCCCCAGGAGCGACCACCCGAAGCCCCCCGAGGACGCUGUGAAGGCAGUGGAGCCCAAGGGUUCCCAGGGGAGCGGUCUGAAGGAUUUAGGCCUGAAGACAAGUUCUCUCGUUCUUGAGAAAUGCUCUCUGUCUGCCUUAGUGAGCAAAGAGGACGAAGAGUUCUGUGAACUGCACACUGAGGACUUUGAGCUGGAGACUGAGGGCGAGGGGAGACUUGACAAGCCCCGAGAUGUCCCCCUCAAGCCAGAGGUGCUUGCCGACGAUGGCGUGGUUCUGGACAGCGAGGAUGAAGCGGACUCGGCCGCCCAGCUCCAGGAGUUACCAGUGAAGACGCUGGGCUUCUUUAUAAUGUGUGUCUAUGCGUACCUCAUCCUCCCCCUCCCCUACUACAUGAGUGGACUCUUCCUGGGCAUUGGCCUUGGAUUCAUGACUGCUGUUUGCAUGAUCUGGUUUUUUACACCACCAAGUGCUCAUACAUACCACAAAUCACAUAAAACUCUGCGACACUGGAACACGAGAUCCCUGGACAUCAAAGAGCCUGAAAUACUAAAGGGAUGGAUGAAUGAGAUCUACAACUAUGAUCCAGAAACUUACCAUGCAACUUUGACACACUCAGUCUUUGUCCGGCUUGAGGGUGGAACCUUAAGACUUUCAAAACCCAACAAAAACAUAUCCAGGAGGGCAAGCUACAAUGAAACGAAGCCAGAGGUCACCUACAUCAGCCAGAAAAUCUACGACCUCUCAGACAGCAAGAUUUAUCUCGUACCUAAAAGUCUGGCUCGCAAACGAAUCUGGAAUAAAAAGUACCCCAUUUGUAUCGAGCUUGGUCGGCAAGAUGACUUUAUGUCCAAGGCUCAGACGGAUAGGGACGCUGGUGAGGAGAAGCCACCUGCUGAGAAAGAGCUGGCGAGUGAAGACGUUAAGAAGCCACCCCAGCCUCAAGAGGGGACGAAGUCUAGCCAGAGAGACCUGACCCUGUAUCUGUUUGGGAGAACUGGCCGGGAAAAAGAGGAGUGGUUUAGGAGGUUCAUCCUGGCAUCUAAACUGAAGUCAGACCUCAAGAAGCUGCCUGGGGUUUCUGGAAGUAAAUCAGGGCUUUUGCCCACCCACAGCAGACACGGCAGUCCUUCAGGGCACCUGACCCAUAGCCGAAGCAGCAGCAAAGGCAGCGUGGAGGAGAUGAUGUCCCAGCCCAAACAGAGGGAGCUGGUGGGCAGCGUGCGGCAGAAGGUGCUCCUGGACUACAGUGUGUACAUGGGCAGGUGUGUGCCCCAGGACGAGCGAAGCCCCCACAGGAGCCCUGUGCAGAGUGCGGAGAGCAGCCCCACAGCUGGGAAGAAGUUGCCGGAGGCCCCACCCUCUGAGGAGGAAGAGCAAGAAGCCUGGGUGAAUGCCUUGCUUGGAAGAAUAUUUUGGGACUUCUUAGGCGAGAAAUACUGGUCUGAUCUGGUGUCAAAGAAAAUCCAGAUGAAACUCAGCAAAAUUAAGCUCCCCUACUUUAUGAAUGAGCUAACACUGACAGAACUUGACAUGGGUGUGGCUGUGCCAAAAAUCCUUCAGGCCUUCAAGCCUUAUGUUGAUCACCAAGGACUCUGGAUCGAUUUGGAAAUGUCUUACAACGGGUCCUUUCUGAUGACUCUCGAGACCAAAAUGAACUUGACCAAACUAGGUAAAGAGCCUCUUGUUGAAGCCCUGAAGGUUGGAGAAAUUGGCAAAGAAGGUUGCAGGCCCAGGGUAUACUGUCUGGCCGACAGUGAUGAAGAAUCCUCCAGUGCCGGCUCCUCUGAGGAAGAUGAUGCACCAGAACCCCAGUGCUGGAGACAAACAGCUGCUCCCCGGGGCUGAAGGGUAUGUUGGAGGUCAUCGAACAAGUAAAAUUAUGAGGUUUGUUGAUAAAAUUU
Molecule: messenger RNA, 3131 nt
Organism: Peromyscus californicus insignis
Lineage: Eukaryota; Metazoa; Chordata; Mammalia; Rodentia; Cricetidae
Gene: Tex2
Product: testis expressed 2
Exons: 10
Coding region: 142-3075 (977 amino acids)
Cellular component (GO): endoplasmic reticulum
Molecular function (GO): lipid binding
Source: RefSeq, a predicted model, not a curated record